AUCCAGUAUGGCGGUGUGUGUGUGUGAGCGGCGCUGCUCGCUGCUGGCGCUCUGAGAGCGGGAUUAAACACAGCGCGGCCAGAGAGAGAGAGAGAGAGAGAGAGAGACUGAGAAAGAGAGAGACAGACUGAAAGAGAGAGGCAGACUGAAAGAGAGGGAGAAAGAGAGAGGAGCGGCCGCCCUGCUCUUUAGCCUGCACUGAGUUUCCCGGCGAGUGAAGAGAACCAGACCAACAAACAAGACUGGAUUAGCCCUCGACCACAGGGGGCGCUAUGAACGCCUGAGAGUUCCCGAAAUCCACCCGAUUUCCUCAUUUGUCCAGUGAAAUCAGUGACCAGUGGAUGGUGUUCUCCUCAUCCAGGGAGGAGUGAGGUUCUGUCCACACCCUCAUCUGCCUGGACUCUACUAUACUGACUAAACACCCCUGCCCUCCUCUACCUCUUCAUCACACAGUGGCCUGAGCGAGAGAAGAGCAGAAAUAAUGACUUCCCACAGUCACCAAGAUGGCCUUCCUAGCAAAGAGCAGCCACUGGAGCUUCUGAAGCCAUCUGGACUCAACCACAUUCCCUCUGUUGAUGUGAGUGCAGCUCUGCCCAUUCCCGUGCCCCCGGCUGCCAUCCCGAUGGAUCUGCGCGUGGACCACCAGCAGCAGAAGCACUUGUCGCUGGCGUCAGUGGAACCAGCUCCGCGUGAGCAGCAGCUGCAGCAGGAGCUCCUGGCCCUCAAGCAGAAGCAGCAGAUCCAGCGGCAGCUGCUCAUCGCCGAGUUCCAGAGACAGCACGAGCAGCUCUCUCGCCAGCAUGAGGCCCAACUACAGGAGCAUGUCAAGCAUCAGCAGGAGCUGCUGGCUCUGAAGCAUCAGCAGGAGCUUCUGGAGCACCAGAGGAAGUUGGAGCGGCACCGGCACGAGCAGGAGCUGGAGAAACAGCAGCGCGAGCAGAAGCUACAUCAGCUCAAGAACAAGGAGCGCGGCCAAGAGAGUGCGGUGGCCAGUACGGAGGUGAAGAUGCGUCUGCAGGAGUUCGUGCUGAAUAAGAAGAAAGCUCUGGUCCAGAGGAGCCUCAACCACUGCAUGCCCAGUGACCCUCGCUACUGGUAUGGGAAAACCCAGCACAGUUCACUGGACCAGAGUUCUCCACCUCAGACAGGGAUUUCCACUUAUAACCACCCGGUGCUGGGCCUCUACGACUCUAAAGACGACUUCCCGCUCCGCAAGACAGCGUCUGAGCCAAACCUGAAGCUACGCUCCAGACUGAAGCAGAAGGUGACGGAGCGGCGGAGCAGCCCACUACUGCGGAGGAGGGAGGGGCCGAUCACCACGGCUAAGAAACGCUCACUGGACAUGGCAGAAUCGGCGUGUAACAGUGCUCCUGGGUCCGGACCGAGCUCACCCAACAACAGCUCCAACAAUAUCACUAACGAGAACGGCAUUGCUGGGUCCAUCUCCAACAGUCCGGUAGAGCCGUCUCUGGCACACCGGCUAGCUGGCAGGGAGGGUCCUGUAAGCCAUUUGUCCCUGUACACAUCACCCUCCCUCCCCAACAUCACCCUGGGUCUGCCAGCCCCCAGCUCAUCAAGCCAGGUGGCAUCUGGUCAGCAGGAAGGUGAACGGCUGGCGAUGGCGAACCUGCAGCCUGGAUUACCCUUAACCACUCCCUUCAUCCCCGGAGCCCACCUGCCUACAUACCUGGCUGCCUCCGCUCUAGAGCGGGAGGGAGGCUCCGCCCACAACCCGCUGCUGCAGCACAUGGUCUCCCAGAACCCUCUGGUGUCAGGCCUGGGUACUCUGCCCCUGCAGCCUCCCUCCAUCCAUAAACUGCGGCAGCACCGGCCACUGGGCCGAACGCAGUCGGCGCCGCUCCCCCAGAACGCCCAGGCUCUGCAGCAGCUCGUGGUCCAGCAGCAGCACCAGCAGUUCCUGGAGAAACACAAACAGCAGUUCCAGCAGCAGCAACUUCAUAUGAGCAAGAUGAUGGCUAAGCCCAGUGAGCCGGGCCGGCAGCACGAAUCUCAUCCUGAGGAGACGGAAGAGGAGCUCAGAGAGCACCAGGCCCUGACCGACCCGGCCGAGGGCCUACCCCGAGGGGUUACCAUCAAACAGGAGCCCCCUGACGAACUGGAGGAGGAGCUCCAGCAGAGAGAGAGACAGGCUGAGCAAGAGCUGCUCUUCAGACAGCAGGCUCUCCUGCUGGAGCAGCAGAGGAUCCAUCAGCUGAGGAACUAUCAGGCGUCAAUGGAGGCCGCCGGCCUGUCCGUCACGUUCCCCGGACACCGCCCACUGUCCAGAGCACAGUCGUCCCCGGCCUCAGCCACCUUCCCUAUCGUGGUGCAGGAGCCACCAACCAAACCACGCUUCACCACCGGGCUGGUGUAUGACACUUUAAUGCAGAAGCAUCAGUGUAUGUGCGGUAACACCAACACCCACCCGGAGCAUGCAGGCCGCAUCCAGAGCAUCUGGUCCAGACUGCAGGAGACCGGACUGCGCGGCAAGUGUGAGUGUAUUCGGGGCAGGAAAGCCACACUGGAGGAACUGCAGACGGUCCACUCUGAAGCUCAUGUAAUGCUGUAUGGAACUAACCCACUAAGACAGAAACUAGACAGUUCUGUGACACCCAUGUUCGUGAGGUUGCCCUGUGGGGGGAUUGGGGUGGAUAGUGACACUAUCUGGAAUGAGGUCCACUCGUCUAGCGCAGCCCGCCUGGCUGUCGGCUCUGUGGUGGAGCUGGUAUUUAAAGUGGCAUCCGGAGAGCUAAAGAAUGGCUUUGCUGUGGUUCGGCCUCCAGGACACCACGCUGAGGAGAGCACCCCAAUGGGAUUCUGCUAUUUCAACUCUGUGGCCAUCGCAGCCAAGCUUCUGCAGCAGCGGCUGAACGUCAGCAAGAUCCUGAUAGUGGACUGGGAUGUUCAUCAUGGCAACGGGACCCAACAGGCUUUCUACAGCGACCCCAACAUCUUAUACCUUUCUCUCCAUCGCUACGAUGACGGGAACUUCUUCCCUGGCAGUGGAGCUCCCGAUGAGGUGGGCUCGGGACCUGGCCUUGGCUUCAACGUGAACAUGGCCUUCACCGGUGGCCUGGAACCUCCCAUGGGCGACGCAGAGUAUCUGGCUGCCUUCAGAACGGUGGUGAUGCCCAUCGCUAAUGAGUUUGCUCCCGACGUGGUGCUGGUUUCGUCGGGGUUCGACGCAGUGGAGGGCCACGCUUCGCCACUUGGAGGAUACAGACUCACGGCCAAGUGUUUUGGCUACCUGACCAAGCAGCUGAUGGGCCUGGCCGGCGGCCGCCUGGUGCUCGCCCUGGAGGGGGGUCAUGACCUCACUGCCAUUUGCGAUGCGUCUGAAGCAUGUGUUUCUGCUUUACUAGGAAACGAGCUGGAGCCACUUUCUGAUGAGGUUCUGCAGCAAAGGCCCAAUCUCAAUGCUGUGCGCUCCAUAGAGAAAGUUCUGGAAUCACAUAGUAAGUACUGGCGCUGUCUGCAGCGCGGUGCUUCGACGCUGGGCUACUCUCUUGUUGAAGCUCAGAAGUGUGAGACAGAGGAGGCCGAGACUGUGACCGCCAUGGCCUCUCUGUCUGUAGCUGCCAAACACAUGGGGAAGAGGUCCGAGGAGGAGCCGAUGGAGGAAGAGCCGCCACUGUAGAAGCACGGUCCCCUGACGACCUCGGUGACCUCCUUGGCUCACAGCCUCUAACUGGUGUGUGACCUCACUCUGCCCUCUCCACCCGUUUCAUUUUUGGCCGCUCCCGGCUUCAGAGCCUCGUGCCUCGCGCCUCCACCUGCGGGGCUCUGAGCGGGUUUUCAGCACGGGCAUUGAAACGGACCGAAGACAUCUUCAAAACACUCAGAGUGCACCUGUCCGGAACACCUCCGCCGUUUUUAAGUCCGUCUCUGUCUGGCACGGGGGGCGUUAAGGGCCUCCUGCCUGUGUGUCUGUCCUUCCCGGACGCCUGCUUUCCAGCGGGAUAUGGACUCACGUUCCAUUGGUAGAUGUGAGACUGGUGCUUUUAAAAAAAACAAGACUCUUCUUUUCAUGGCCACUAACGUCCGCAUGGUUCCAGCUGUGGACUUCAUCAUGGCUGUGUCCUUUAUUUCUGCUUUUUUUUCUUGUCUCUUUGUUGGUUUGUUUGUUUGUUUUUGUUUAUUUGUUUUGUAUGUUUUUUCUCGAGAGGGGAAAAAGUGACUGACUGCUGUUUCAUUCCAAACUGCGACAUUUUGGAAAGUUACUGCUAUGUGCUUGCGAGGUGUUUGAGAGGAGAAGCCUGAAGCAUGGCCAGGGUGGGAGGGAGGAACUGAGGGGAUUGUGGGAGUUUUAGAGGAAGUGUGGAAGGUGGCUCGUGAAGCAGCCCUUCUGAAUCCCCUCUAACACUCACGAGAGAAAGAGUGAGUGAGAGACACUGAGAGAUUGUGCCUUUUGUUUUUUAAAGCGCUGGUGGAUUUUUGGACGAUUUGAGAAGAACAUUGCCUUAAACUAGUUACAUAAGGGGAAGGCCAUUGGGUCCUUCGGCCUCCCCUCCUCCUUUUUUUCCAGGAGUGGAAUGGCUGAAGGCCCGAAGGACAGAAAGCCCUUUGCAUGUUUACCAGGAAUGCCCUGCAGACUUCUGUGUGACUCACACACACAUUAUCAUCCUUUUUAUUGUCAUUUUAUUCAGUUUUUUCCAUGUUGAGUAAGUUUUUUCUAUACUUGCUUUGGACUUUGCGUAACUUCAGGAUCUUUGGCUUUUGAAACGACUCGUAAGGUAGUUGCCAGCUGUACACAGGCAAACAUUGUUGGAGCAGUUUUCAGCUGAAUUCUGCAGUUCUGCUUUCAAGAGCAAGUGCAGGCCAAUGUAGCUACUUGUUCAAAUUCUAUGACCAAAAUCUCCAUUAUAUCGCCUCCGUUAACUAGCAUGCACUGUUACUCAACACCUUCCCUCGGACCAGUUUGAAUGCUUAGUUAUAGAAGAAGAAACAAACAAACAAAAAAAACACAACACUAAAAGCAUGAGAUCUGAGAUUUAACCAGUACAAGUACAAGUUUGGUGCCAAUAGCCACAGGCAUAUAAGAGAGGACCAUUCAGAAGUUUUCUACGUGCAGAAUUUUGUGGUUUAUGAGAAAACGUUGAAUGAUCGAACUAUUUAUAACUAUAAAUUUUUCUUGUAUUCCUCACCUCAUUUGUUAAAAUUUUUUGAUGGUAAUGAAUGUCAUGAUGCUCAGAUUAAACAACAAUUAUAAGGGCGCAAGCUAAUCAACCAAUAAUAGCCAACAAUAUCCUUCUCAGCAGAUGAUGUGUUGUUUUUUUAUCAUUACUACUAUUAUUAUUAUUAGUGACAUAUUUGAAUUAUAAGGACAAGGGCUGGAAACCAGUUUAAAACUAUACCACUGAGCCUUCUGAUGUGCCAGCAGGUGAGAUUCAGUGCUGGGAGUUUCACAGCUUCACGUUUUCUGCCGUUUGGGCUCCUGUACAGGCAGGACUGGCAGCAUUAGCAGGUGCUACUGUGUCUUUGUAUGCUUGCGUGUGUAUGUGUGUGUGUGUGUGUGUGUGUGUGUGUGAGUGAGCGAGAGUGUUUAUUAUUGUUGGGUGACUGGAUGUGUGUCUACAAGUGUGUCAGUCUAGGAGAUGUAAUCGGACCACCAGCCUGCAGCACCCAGACAUACGUUAAUGACGACUCCCCCACCAACCAACCCCCCCCUCUCGUAGACAGCUCUGUCACUCCCCCGCUCUGCACGAAUCUCUCCAGCUAAGCACGUAAAUUUUGGAGCAGCACAUGUAUGCAUCUCAAUCACCCAUUUGCCUGUAUAUACACGAAGCAUGCUCGCUGACGGCAUCCGACACAGCCUUGACACUGAUGGAACACGUGACUGCUCUGAUGGCGGACUGAUCUGAGGUGGUCUUACUUUGUUUGGAAACCCCCAACUCAUGUUCAGCCUCUUGGCAACUACCUUUGACAUUGUGACCACGGACUUUCUUAGGGUUAUUUCUUGUAUAUUAUCACGAGUGCGAUGAUGAUGGGAAAAGUGCAUAUUAAGGAGGUAGGCAUGAGUUGCUGUUGCAAUUGUUCUUACUGUCUUUUCCAGUAUACCCAUGCCUCACAUGACUACUCCAUUCUGAGUUAUUUGCCAGUUAUGUUCUCGUCUGUAUUUUCCUUGUUUUCUUCUUUCGCCUUGAACUUUUUAUACUUCUUUUUUUUUUCCUCUGUUUUUUAUUAUUGUUAUUAUUUCGUCAUUUUCCCUGUUACGCUCUGUACAGUUGACAAUGUUGUUUUACAUGCUUAAAGUUCUUAAGACAAUAGUUCCUCUCUUAGAGAGCAGCCUUUUACACACACUCUGGGGUUCUGUGGUUUUCUUGGGAGGGUGAAAUUGAGAUGUUUCUACUUUGUAUAAUGAUUCCAACAAUUGUGUAUUUACUAUAUGUUCUGUUCAUAGUAGAUUUAUAUAUGAGAAAAAUCUAUAGAUAUAUAUUAGAGAAGAUUACAAUCACAUUUGAGAGAAAAAAAAAACAACAAAACAAAACAACAACAUCUUUGGAAGUGCAAGGUGAUGCUCAUGUAUCCGCUCUGGCUGUGUUUAGCUCAGGGCUCACUGAAGUCUCUGUUCUCUCCUCAAGGCUGCCAUUGGUUUAGAGCCGCAAACCGUAGCACUACACUGGUUCUAAAAUCACACAGUCACCAUGCACUUGGUUGUACAUCGAGCAACAGUCAACAGAAUCUACAGGCAAACCUACUGAAAACACAGCUUAUUACACAGGCUUGCUUAGUGACAGUGCUGGCAGGCAAGUUUUCACAUUGUUGGUUUUCUGUUUAAUUUCAUCUUCAGUGCCAACACAGACAUUUACCUCCUUUCUCCUGGGUUGAACUGUAGGGGGACGGAAGGGCACAAAGUAAUGUGGUUUGUUUAUUGGCUUUAAAAGCAUCUGACCAAGCUGAUUGGAUGAUAUUUCAUAGUGUUUUAUUAAUCUGAACAUGCAUAUUUCACAACAAAAUUCAAAUUUGUUUUUGGAUUUAAAUGGAAAGACGUAAACCUCUUCUAAUGUUUGGAGAGACAAUGAAGAUGUUGAAGAUGUUGAAAGGCUAUAUUUUAACAAACUGUUAGAACUAAUCUUCCGGUAUGUACUUUAGGCUGUACUUUAGUCUGCCUUGUUCUCACUGUGAGUUGGUUAUAUGCUUUAAAAAGCACUCAAACUUAAAUAAUUAUAUAUUUAAUAAUAAUAUAGUAUAUUUUAUAAAAACAAUAUAAUUUUUAAAUAGACUACUCCAGUUAUAUUCAGGGUCAAUCCUGGUCCAAUUAUUUGUUAAUAUGUGCAGCUAAUGAUGUUGCAUCUUGUAAGUAAGCCUGUUUGUUAUAAAGCAGCAUUAUGUGAGUAUUGAAAGUUGUCUUGCUCCUAUGGUCCCCCUUCAGUUGAGAAGUGAAAUUUACACUAUGAGCUUUCACUAAAGGACACACUGUGCACAUGCAUUUCUUGUUGAGUUGAGAGAUAAAGAUAUGUCUGUAUAUGAUUAUGCAGCGUUAUACAGUUUGUGCAACUGUUGUUCAGCCCGCUUCACCAGAGUUACAUAGUGCAGUUAGAAUACUGCACAGAAACAGUAGGGAAUAGCUCAUCUCCCUGGUAUAAGUCAGUGAUUGUAAAGUUGAUAAUGUUGCUUUAAAUACUUAAAAAAAAAAAAAAAAAGUUUUGUGUUAAGAUAAAAUGAUUGUUUUGUUAGCUUGUGCCCCAUUGUCCCCGACAAGUCCACCUGCUGGAGGAAGAGAGUGUAUUGCACAACCUAACUUGCAUUCUUACCUGAUAUUAGAUUCAGCUCUUUUUCUAUCAUACUGUAGCAUGCACUGAAACACCUUGCACUGCAUUUGUUUGCAUGCAUGAGAGGUGUUACACUGAUAAAUACUAUUAUUAUAUAAUAAUAAUUAUUAUUAUCACUUAUUGUUAAGUAGUAAGUUAAUUACUACUAGUACUUCUAUUAUACCACCAACUAAAGUAUAGUAGACCUUAAAUUUCCAUUUUGCUCCUUAACAUUAGGAGCUUUUUGAGUAACUGCACAUGAUUUCUUUAAAUAAAGGUGUUGCUGCAGCACUGCACCACAUUUCCUCAGUGUUAUGGAGAAGGAGCCAGUAGUAAUGGUAACAUUGCAAUGACCGACUUGCCAACCAGAACUCACAGAUCACUUUGCAAUAACAGUCUGAACAAUGGCAGCCUGUUUCUCUACGUUUCUGUCUUUCUUUUUUCAAAGGGACUUCUCUAUCUGGUUUAUUCACCCAGCUUCCAGAUCACUUUCUUUACAAAACAGGAAAAAAGAAGAAAAAAAAUAACAGCAAACAUUCCAUUUAUUUUAAUUUCCUUUCCAUUUAUUUGAACAUCUGUCAUUCCUGCUAAUUUGCCAUUAAUCCCAGGCCUAGCGUUGUUUAUUUGAAGGCCCGGGUGAGUUUCUGUACCCCUUCGCUCCACCCCUGUCGUUUUCUGCAUGUUCUGUGUGUCGGCAUGCCUGUCUGUCCUUGUAACAUAUUUGCACAACCGAUGAGCACUGGAGGACGAGACUUUUCCAGCAUCGGAGAGCCGCCGCUCUGAAACGCGAGCGCUUUCUCUUCUCUUCCGCGGUCAGGAAGCCGCGGGAAGAGCGAUGCUCCUUGUGUCCGACAGAUGUGCUUUUUACUUGUACUAAAAGAAGCGGAAACGAGAAAACGAAACGAUUUCAAAACAUUUGAAUAUUUUACAAAACGAAAUGAAAAAAAAAAAAAACUAUCUAGCACUUGUGACAUACAGACAACAGAUUUUAUUGUAUUUAUGUAGAACAUUGUUUUAGGUGAACUACACACUACAUACAUAUUAGACUGCCUGUGUGAUAUAUAUAAAUAUAUAUAUAAAUAUAUUAUAUAUAUAUUUUUCCUUCCUUUGGAUGUAUUUUUGGGUUGCGUGGAGAGCAUCUGGAGUCAUCAAAGGGCUUUUUCCAGAUGUUUUGACAGGUAUAUCAUCCUCAGCCUGUCUUUCCCUUUACAGCCAGUAAUAUAUCUAUGACCACUGUGGCUCGAGAGCAGGUCUAGGUUUACAGACGUAAGAAAUGCUUAUUAUUUUUAUCACUUUGUUUUUGAUUUUUUUUGUUUGUUUGUUUUUUUUUCCUCCAUUGUUACAGUAGAACUUUUCUUGGGACCUUUACUUUAACAUUUGUCUUUGACAUCAACUAUAAAGUAUCUUGUUUUGGAAAA
Messenger RNA from Astyanax mexicanus (Mexican tetra), 9169 nucleotides. It is a transcript of the gene hdac4, whose product is annotated as histone deacetylase 4. Gene Ontology annotation, biological process: chromatin organization; negative regulation of transcription by RNA polymerase II. NCBI's taxonomy places the organism in Eukaryota, Metazoa, Chordata, Actinopteri, Characiformes, Acestrorhamphidae. Gene Ontology annotation, molecular function: histone deacetylase activity. The record is from RefSeq and is a predicted model, not a curated record. Bases 482 to 3637 code for a protein of 1051 amino acids. The transcript has 27 exons. Gene Ontology annotation, cellular component: histone deacetylase complex.